Molecule: messenger RNA, 1767 nt
Organism: Meloidogyne enterolobii
Lineage: Eukaryota; Metazoa; Nematoda; Chromadorea; Rhabditida; Meloidogynidae
Source: the annotation of a GenBank genome assembly
AUGCUUUGUACGGAUACUCAAAGUAUUGACUCAAAAACAAUAAUUCGUGCUCGGGGACUUCCUUGGCAAGUAUCUGAUUUGGACGUAGCCCUUUUCUUUGCUGGGUUGGAAAUUGCAAAAGGCGGAGUAAUUUUAUGUCUCGGACCUGAAGGAAGGCGAAAUGGGGAAUGUCUAGUUAAAUUUGAAACUCCAGAAUAUAGGGAUUGGGCUCUUGAACGGCAUAGAUGCCAUUUAAGACAACGAUAUAUUGAAUUAUACCGUUCAAGUGCUGAUGAUUUUGUGAGGCAUGCUAUAGGAAUAGAUCAUUGCGCACUAAAUUUUGCUCAACUUGCUGACCAACAAUCUCAACAAAAUUUUCAUCAAGCAAUGAUUGUUCGUAUGAGAGGCCUUCCAUUUUCUGCCACGGAGCAACAAAUUCGUGACUUUUUCUCAACUGAUGGCCUUCCCAGUGGAAUCCUCCAAGAAGGUGUUCUUUUUGUCCAGCGACCUGAUGGACGGCCAUCUGGUGAUGCUUUUGUUCUUUUUUGUGAUGAACAAAGUGGACGUAGAGCUUUACUAAAACAUCGGCAAAGAAUGGGGACUAGAUAUAUAGAAUUGUUUAGAACAACACAAGCAGAAGUUCAACAACUUUUUAAUUCUAAACAACAAAUUAUUAAUGCUCAAGAAAAAAAUUUAGGAGGAGGGGGAAUUUUAACAAAUAAUAAUUUGGUUAAUAAUAACCAAAAAACACAAACAAUAAUAACUUCAACAACUAGUAGUGCUUCUAAUGGAAUAAUUAAUACACUUCCCCCAAUUUUUGCCCCACCAAUAAACACAUCAGUAGCGGCAACCUUUAUACCUUUUGGCAAGCCAACACCCCCUCCCUUCAAAAAUGGUCGUCGGCGUGAUUGCCUCAGACUAAGAGGCCUUCCAUACGAAGCACAAGUACAACAAGUUGUUGAAUUUUUGGGACCCCAUGCAAGGCACGUACUCUUUCAAGGAGUACAUAUGAUUUAUACUUCGAUUGGUCAUCCAAGUGGUGAAGCUUUUAUUCAAAUGGAAUCAGAACAAGCUGCUUCUAAUGCCUCACAAGAAUGUCAUAAUAAAUAUAUGGAGCUUGGGAAGAAGAAACGUUAUAUCGAAGUUUUCCAAUGUUGUGCAGACGAUAUGAGUCUUCAUUUAAAUAUUUUACAACAAUCACCUCCAUUAAUACCUCCAUCAGCAGCCCCAGGUUUAUUACCAACUCCCCAUUCUCCAUUAAUUCCUCUACCUACAAAUGGAACUUCCCCUCUUUUUUCAUUGCCAGCCACAAAUCCUUUUUUGGCAGCAUUUGCUGCAGCGACUAAUGUUGGAGCAAUCAAUGAACAAACAACUAAUGGAGGAGGGGGAAUUUUAUUGACACCUCCUCAAUUUGUUACUCCUUCUCUUCCACUUACCCAUCUCUACUCACCAGAAGUCGCUGCCCAAUUUGGCGGUUUCCCUCCUCCCCCUUCACAUCCACAAGAAUUAUGGCUUCGCAAUAAUUGUUUAACAUCAACAAUAGUAACAACAAAUGGUUCUACUCCUUUAUUUAAUGGACAUUUUCUACAUUCUUCAACAGCUAAUUGUGGUGGAGGGGGAGGUAGAGGUGGGGGAGGGGGAGGAGGUAUUUUUGCUGCUGCCCCUCCUUUACUUUCACUUUUAACACUUCAACAACAACAAAAUGGAGGUAAUAAUAAUGCAUAUAUAAAUGAUAUAAAUAUUCAAAAUCCUUAUCAAAUUGGAAAUGGAACGGCUACGGAAGUUUAG